Molecule: messenger RNA, 2733 nt
Organism: Patella vulgata (common limpet)
Lineage: Eukaryota; Metazoa; Mollusca; Gastropoda; Patellidae
Product: E3 ubiquitin-protein ligase TRIM9-like
Exons: 1
Coding region: 1399-2463 (354 amino acids)
Molecular function (GO): zinc ion binding
Source: RefSeq, a predicted model, not a curated record
GCUGUCCUUGUCAGGCCCUCCACCCUACACCACUAUCAAGGGGAAACCACGCUGGAAAAUCCCGAUGAACUCUCUCGGCCAACACUGGGAGAGAACCCGUGAAAUCCAGACUAACGAGCCAGCGUCUUACUCACGUAGCCACCAUGGCUCCAAUAUUUAAUUAAAUCGGGGUUUAACGUCUUACUUUUCUGCACCAGUAGGACUAAUGAAGACGGACAUAUGUCACGCAGUGUUCAAUAAGGAAAAUUGUGCACAGCAUGUACACGCUGACCGAAAACUAAUGACAGCUAGCUCCAUUUAUUCGCAGGUAGGGUGGAACUUUUUCGACCAACCCCGUGGUCUCUAAUGUCUGUUUCUUAGUCGUUUAACAAAGCAAAGUCAUUCAUAUCAACAAACUCAGUACCGUAUCAAUUUCUUGCCAUUUCGAACCAGUGAAAAUAAGAAUUAAAUGUUAAAUAUAGCAGAAACAACAACUUAAAAGAGUAUGUCCUGUACAUGUUAAGAAAGUCAAAAUGUGGAAGAAAAGAUAGCGGGAAAUAUUAAAAUUUGAGUAAGUUCUUCUUUAUUGCUUAAUAAACAAUCCCAUCGAGUUUUUAAAAAAAUCCAUAAAGAAAUUUACUGUAUAAAUAUUCUGAAUUUCGAAAAGGUACUGCCCCAAGCUCAAAUUAGGUUUAUUUUAAUCAGUAUUAAAUAAUUCUACAUCGAGCAACACAAAAAAAUGACAGGGCACAACUCCUCGAUGCUUCAAAACGCUAUGGUUUAUUUCGAAAACAUAGCUUACUCGGCAAUGAUACACCGAACCACUAGCAUCUACAGCGACUGAACAAAAUUAAUUUAGCAUUGGCUAGACAAAUUCUCAGUUGCUCUCUUGAUCUUUUAAAUGCAAAGGCAACAAAAUAUAACCGGGUGUUUGGAAAUUGGGUGAGUUAGAAAUAUGGAUUUGAUUAAAAAUAAGAUGAACGUUUCGUAAGUCGACGGGGUAGAUUAUUUAAAACAUUGACUGUCCAUUAUGGUAAUUGUUUGUAUAUCAACAUAGUCGAAAAUCAAUAGGUGGGUUCCUUUCAUUGGGCUAAGAACGUAUUUCAUAAAGAUUAUGUUAUAAUUGUGAUCGCUAGAGUGGUAAGGACACAUAAUGAACGGGUUUGACCGCAAUACUUGGGGGCUUUUAAAAACAGCCGAAUCAUUACAAAGUGGCACGAAUGUUCUCCCGUAUUAUACACCUAUUUGUUGCUCGUGAUUUCUAAGAAAUUAUAUUCGGUAUGAUUUAUGGGUAAUACCAGGAAGAUAUUCAAGUGAACCUGUAUAUCGCCGAGAUAUUAAUGCAAAUACUAGUGUUCUGAGGAGAAGGGAAAUUACCUGUAAAUUGUCACAUUGAAUAGCACAAAAAGGCAAGUUAUCAUGUCUCUUUGUCCAGAACACAAGACGGAGAACGAGUUAUACUGUAAAGAUUGUAACCGUACAAUUUGUUAUAAUUGUAUUAAAACUGGCCAUCAAGGUCAUACUUUUCGGAAUGUUAAAGAUGUGGAAAGCGAACUUAAAAUAAUUCUUAAACAACUGAAAGAAAGGGUUCAGACUAAAACAGCUUCUAACAAUUCUAUAGUGGAUUCUAUAAAAAACGAGAUUUCAACACUCCAUCAACAAUCUGAUGUAGAAUGUGAAAAGAUUGAUCAAAGGGUAGAGAAGAUGUGUCAAAUUCUACAAGAUGGAGGCGAAAAACUGAAACUGAAAAUUAAGGAUUCUAAUUUGGAGCAAGUCACGAUGAUGACUAAGAUGAUUACAGACGCCGAAGAACAGUCGAGACAAAUGGCGGAAUUUGGCAAACAAGUAGGUGAGAUGCUCAACACGGACCAGCUAGAAGAACUAUUAAAUAAGACCCCACAACUGAAAGAAGCCAUCCGUGGCAUUGAUACAGAUUUCGUUGUUACAGAUAAUGCAUGUCCUCGCUUCCAAGAUGCCGUUAUAGAUGUGGAAAAUUUAUACAAACAAAUUGGACAAGUACACAAAAAGGACGACGACAGAUUUGAAUGCAGCUUCGAUGUGGGUAACCAAUACAAGUAUGGGGAGACUACACGUCAUGAAAUUCAAGGUGUUUUGUGGACAUUGGACUGUGCUCUUAAGAUGCAUAAUGUACAGCAACAAGGUAUGUGGAAAGUUGUGAAUAACCAAAAUGUUAUCCUACGACUCGUGUCUCCAGAUGUUUCCUGCAAGGCAAAUUUUACACUUAAAAUACUCAAUACCAAGGACGAUGCUAAAUCUGUAACUGAAAAGUGUUCCCAUGAAUUUACCAAUCGGUUUUCAUUGCUGCAUACUCCAAAUCGAAGUGAGUAUAUAUGGAAACCACAAGAUCCUGACUAUAUCCUAAAGCCCGAGAAUGGUUUUACUAACUCUGAUAAUAAAAUCACUAUACAAGUCAUAUUCUCAUCUAUUGAAAUCACAAGUCAUAUCUACGAACAAAAAUUCUAGAUCUAAUCAUUAUCUUCGAAUAGUAAUCUUAAAACUUUUAACCCAAUUGUGGAUUGGUUUCUUUAUAUACCGACGUCACAUAGGCCUACUAGCUGUAUAAAAGACUGUCCUAUCUGUGAACAGUUUUAAAUAAACCGGGCAAACUUUCUAUUUAUUUGAUCAUAAUAGUCAAAUACCGAUUAUUGUUUUCGCACGUAUCGAAUGCUAACAGUUAUUGUUUUCGCAAGUUAACCAUUAUUGUUUUCGCAAGUUAACCAUUAUUGUUUUUGC